Molecule: messenger RNA, 645 nt
Organism: Myotis myotis
Lineage: Eukaryota; Metazoa; Chordata; Mammalia; Chiroptera; Vespertilionidae
Product: kallikrein-7-like
Exons: 5
Coding region: 1-645 (214 amino acids)
Biological process (GO): proteolysis; positive regulation of antibacterial peptide production
Molecular function (GO): serine-type endopeptidase activity
Source: RefSeq, a predicted model, not a curated record
AUGGCAGGUCCCCUGCUCCAGCCCCUGCUGCUCCUACUGCUGUCCUUCACCCUGGGAUCUGCUGGACAAGAAGCCCACGGAAAUGGGGAGAGGAUCAUUAAUGGAGUUCCAUGUCCAAGAGGCGCCCAACCCUGGCAGGUGGCCCUGUUUACGGACCGUGGGAUCCAGUGUGCAGGGGUGCUAGUCGACAAGGACUGGGUGCUCAGCGUCGCCCACUGUCGCAAGAGUGAGUAUAUCGUGCAAAUGGGCAGUGAUCUUCUGGUUGAUGGAAAUGCCCAGAGGAUCAGGGCCACACAGUCCUUCGUCCACCCCCGGUAUAUUGACGCGGCCAGACAGGUCCAUGACAUCAUGCUGGUGAAGCUGCGCAGCCCGGCCACGCUCUCGCCCACCGUGAGGACAGCCGGAGUGCCCUCCAGGUGCAAACAGCCUGGGACCAGUUGUACCGUCUCUGGCUGGGGCAGCACCACCGUGGAUGUAGUGAGGAACACAUCGCAGCUCAUGUGCUCCCGCGUCCGCAUCCUCUCCUACAAGGACUGCAGGAAGGUUUUCCCGACCAUGUUGAGGAGAUUCAUGCUCUGCGCUGCUCCUCCCGACAGACAGUCCUCCCCCUGCAAAUAUGUCCAGUUUGGAGAAGUGUCUAUUUAG